AUGGUGUUGCCACCACUCGCGCCUGGCGAAUACAUCCUCCUUGGUCGUGUUCGCAUCCCGCCUCGCCACGUGGACGACGUGAUUGUGCAGUACGAUCUGCGCCGAGUCGUUGUACACACUUCAUGCCUGGCCAAAGCCGAGAUUCGUUCGCCCAGGAACGGGCAAGCGGUUGACCGGUACUUCACCGUGGUGCCAAAGAUUAUCUUGUCGAAAGCGCAUCCAGUGGAUUUUCCAGUCGACACGAAAGUCUGCCUUCAAGUCGACGGCGAAUUCCACUCGUGCAUCAGUGCCGGCACUUUUCGCGUGCGCGUUCCAACAGCAAAAACAGCACGUUUGUUCCUCUCGGUGCAGUCGAGCAGCACCCCCCCGCUAUCGAUUUGUCAUGACUUGAUUGAAGUCCACACCACCGACCCAGCAAUCGUGCCGCAAUCGUGGCCACGCCUUUUACACCGCUUUGACAUCGUGGCAGUGGCUCCGUCGACUCACACCUUGGUGCUGUCACCUUCCGUCGCGGUGGCGUACGCGUCACCAUCGACCCUGUCGUGUCCGCUCGUAUAUGCGCAUGUUCCCGAGCAGGAGCUUCUCUCCGUCGCGAUUGUGGACUCGUGGAAUGGAAAGAUCGACUGGAAUCGGUACAUCUCGACCGAGUGGGGUGAGUUCCUCUCGCAUGCAGUUGACAGUCCGCUGUCGUAUACUCGUGUGUCGAUCGCGCAGCUUGUUGCCGCGAUCGCGCGCCAGGACACGGUUCUCGACGUCAUUGUACACUUUGAAGCCCCCACGCCGUCCGACUGGAUAGCUCUACAACGAAGCCUCGCAUCCCACCGUCACCAACGUCCGCGACAAUUCCUUUUCUGCGACGACUUGCACAAUUGCCGCUUGCAUCGCCGCGACGCGGACGUAUUUGUGCGUCCGUUUUUUCACUCGUUGGAUGGGUUCAUUGGGACAUAUGCGUACGCGAUGAAGGCCUUCUUUGAGCCUUCCUACUGGCAACACCUGCGCACGAUUGCCUGGCUUCCCCACGCGGCCAACUCUGCGUUUCAAUAUGACAACAUACAUCCGGCCCCUGUCACCCGCGUCCUUCUUGUGGGCGCCGCAAAUGCAGAAUUUUACCCCCUACGCGCAUGGGCGCAAAAGCAAGUUGGAAAGCUUCCACUGGACGUCCAUCCGCAUCCUGGUUACGAAGGCUACGCAUCCGACACAGAAGCCUUGGCGCAAACCACGUCGUAUGCUCGGCUCGUGCAUUCGUAUGUGGCCACAUUCACGUGCACAUCGCGACUGGAUUUUGUUGUCGCCAAAAUCUUUGAGAUUCCUGCGACAGGAUCGUUGCUGCUUAUCAAUCACGACGUGGCCGACUUGAUGGCACGCUUGGGCUUUGCCGAUGGAACGCACUACAUCGGGUAUGACCCCCAUGACCCCUCAGCCGCGAUACUUUACGUCGUGAACCCCCUCUAUCGACGCCGCAUCGAUCGAAUACGUCGAGCAGGUCAGCGCCUCGUGCGGGAGCGCCAUACAACUUGGCAUCGCGUAAAUGAGCUGACCAGCUUGCUGCGACCAAACACAACUCCUGCUUGGGCCAUGGAUGAUCUCGAGUCGCGCACACCCUGCCGUGUUGAAUACGCGGGGGAGAACUCCUCUACGUGCCUCAGAUUUCACGCCAGCGUUCUCGCUUCCUCGUGUUGUGCUGUCGACUCUGUGUGA
Messenger RNA from Aphanomyces invadans, 1698 nucleotides. RefSeq lists its product as hypothetical. The coding region runs from base 1 to 1698 and encodes 565 amino acids. The transcript has a single exon. The record is from RefSeq and is a predicted model, not a curated record. NCBI's taxonomy places the organism in Eukaryota, Oomycota, Saprolegniomycetes, Saprolegniales, Verrucalvaceae.